UGCUGCUCGUUACCAGCGCACAAAAUAAGAAUAUACGGAAACAGAAGACAUGAUGAUUCGGCUUUGCUUCCUUCCUCAGACUCCGCUUUUGCUGUUUUAAAUAUUGAGUCAUACAUUUUUCUUGCAACUCAAGUCGGCUCCUUAGUUUCAUCUACCCCUCUCUUCUCUCUCUUCCCACAAACAUUUCUUGACGUGAGUUGAUUUCUUCCUCUCUUUCUCUUGCCUCAAACAAGACAUAUAACACUUGAAAUUUGUUUGUGUUGUCAAGUUGGUUCUUGUUUAGUGUUUCAUUAUUAGUAUUAAGACAGCAACUUUGUCUUAAAAAACGAAAACAGAGAUCUUGGGUACAGUUCAAGCCAGAACUCGAGAAAAGUUUGUGUUUUUUUUUGAGAAAGUUCAAUAAGAAAAAGUUUCUAUAUUUGAUCCUGAAUUGAGUGGUUGAGGGUAUCAGCUCUUGUUUCUAGACUGAUACUUUAUUGACAUGGCAUUUGCAAGGGUUGCGAGAAGUGGCUUGAGAAGAACAGGAGGCACCUUUGGCAGUUACUCAAGUGAAGGGGAUGUGUUAUUAUGUGAAGGAGUAUCUAUCCAUAGAGGUCCCUUACCUUCCCUUCAAAAUGCCAAAGCUGCCAGUGAUCUUUCAUACAUUUCCAGCAUCAGGAAGAUUAAUCACGUGAAUAUGCAGAGCAGGGGAAUCAGGGUAACUCCACGGUAUCAAUCUGCAACUGCAGAGAGGAUUAUGGAGGAGUCAGAAUCCGAAUAUGAUGAACCAAGGUAUCCAGGGCUUGAAGCAACAAAGCCUGGUGAAAAGCCAAGGGUAGUUGUCCUUGGUACUGGAUGGGCUGCUUGUCGAUUCAUGAAAGGACUUGACACCAAAAUUUAUGACAUUGUUUGCAUAUCUCCGAGGAAUCACAUGGUGUUCACACCUUUGCUGGCUUCAACUUGUGUUGGAACACUUGAGUUUCGCUCUGUGGUUGAGCCUGUUAAUCGGAUACAAUCUGCGUUGGCAACAAGUCCCGACUCAUACUUUUAUAUGGCUUCCUGUUUUGGCGUUGACACAGACAAGCAUGAAGUGUACUGUGAGACAAUCAGCAAUGGUGGACUACCACAUGAACCUUACAAGUUUAAAGUUGCAUAUGACAAGCUAGUCAUUGCUGCUGGAUCUGAGCCUCUGACUUUUGGUAUCAAAGGGGUAAAGGAACAUGCGUUUUUUCUUAGAGAAGUGAAUCAUGCUCAAGAAAUAAGGAAAAAGCUUCUCUUGAAUCUUAUGCUCUCUGAAAAUCCAGGCAUACCUGAAGAAGAAAAGAAACGGCUUUUACAUUGUGUAGUUAUUGGAGGUGGUCCUACUGGUGUGGAAUUUAGUGGUGAAUUGAGUGAUUUUAUCAUGAGAGAUGUUCGGGACCGGUAUACUCAUGUUAAGGAUUAUGUUAAAGUCACCCUCAUAGAGGCAAAUGAGAUCCUGUCAUCCUUUGAUGUUAGCCUGCGGCAAUAUGCAACAAAUCAUUUGACCAAGUCUGGUGUCGGUUUUAUGCGAGGAGUAGUGAAAGAGGUGCACCCCAAAAAUAUAGUUCUUAAUGACGGGACUAAUGUUCCUUAUGGUCUUUUGGUCUGGUCUACUGGUGUUGGUCCCUCUCAGUUUGUGAAGUCAUUAGACCUUCCCAAGUCCCCUGGUGGAAGGAUUGGUAUUGAUGAAUGGUUGCGAGUCCCGUCUGUAGAAGAUGUGUUUGCACUUGGAGACUGUGCUGGUUUUCUUGAAAAUUCAGGGAGACCAGUGCUUCCAGCUUUAGCUCAGGUUGCAGAAAGGCAAGGGAAAUAUCUUUUGGAGUUGUUUAACAAGAUUGGAAAGCGUGGAGGCAAGGCUUUAAGUGCAAAAGAUAUCCCUCUUGGUGAUCCUUUUGUCUACAAGCAUCUUGGGAGCAUGGCAUCAGUAGGUCGUUACAAGGCGCUAGUUGAUCUACGCCCAUCCAAGGAUGCAAAAGGUUUAUCACAUGCCGGAUUUGUUAGCUGGUUGAUUUGGCGCUCAGCUUACCUUACGCGUGUGGUCAGCUGGAGGAACCGGUUUUACGUGGCAGUGAACUGGGCAACCACCCUGGUUUUUGGCAGAGACAAUUCCAGGAUAGGAUAGGAUACGGUGGUUUUACACGACAUAACUCACCACCGGCAUUGCUGAGACGUAGUGUGGUGUUUCUUAAAUUUGUUUGAGCUGAGGCUCUCUCUCUAUAUGGAUUUGCCUUAAAACCUCUCAUUUCCUUUGAUUUUAUUCAAUUCAAUGUUCAUAUAUUCGGAG
Messenger RNA from Populus euphratica (Euphrates poplar), 2284 nucleotides. RefSeq names its product internal alternative NAD(P)H-ubiquinone oxidoreductase A1, mitochondrial-like. The record is from RefSeq and is a predicted model, not a curated record. The coding region runs from base 482 to 2122 and encodes 546 amino acids. Gene Ontology annotation, molecular function: NADH dehydrogenase activity. NCBI's taxonomy places the organism in Eukaryota, Viridiplantae, Streptophyta, Magnoliopsida, Malpighiales, Salicaceae. The transcript has 9 exons. Gene Ontology annotation, cellular component: mitochondrion.